Drosophila ficusphila is the source of this 1184-nucleotide messenger RNA. Its product is annotated as chymotrypsin-2. The coding region runs from base 79 to 978 and encodes 299 amino acids. Gene Ontology annotation, biological process: proteolysis. Gene Ontology annotation, molecular function: serine-type endopeptidase activity. The transcript has 3 exons. The record is from RefSeq and is a predicted model, not a curated record. Lineage: Eukaryota; Metazoa; Arthropoda; Insecta; Diptera; Drosophilidae.
CUUCCUUUCCUUUAGAUAACCCAUUAGUCAUUUACAUAAGCUUCAACUUCAAACUGGAGCUGCGAAACGAACGAAACCAUGCAAAUUGUGAUUGUUUUCUUGGGAGUUAUCCUGUGCAGAUCGGUGGUCAAUGCCGGUCGCGGCGUCAUCGGCGAGAUUAGCGACGAGUCCUUCGAGAUGCUGAUAGCCGGUGGCUACAGGCCGAAAAGCAACCGGCUCGCCCGCCACGUGGUUUCGAUCCGAACCCAGAACUACGUGAGGCACCGGGGCGAUAACCACUUCUGCAGCGGAGUCCUGGUGAGCAGUCGCGCGGUCCUGACCGCCGCCCACUGCCUCACGGAUCGCUACAAAGCCUCGAUGAACCCGCGCGGCAUCCGGGUGAUCUACGGCCACGUGAAGCGACUGUCCACCUACACGGAUGCGGACAGCAGGAGCGUGGACCGCCUGGUGGUCCACCCGGAGUACGAGCGCUACACCAAGAACGACCUGGCCAUCCUGCGGCUCUCCAAGCGCAUCCAGAACGUCAACCGCCAAGUCCUGCCGCUGCUCAUGCGCAAGAAGGCGAACGUCACUUAUGGCGACACCUGCGUCACCCUUGGCUGGGGGCAGAUAUACGAGCACGGCCCCUAUGCGGACGAGCUGCUCUUCCUGGACGUGAUCGUGAGACCGCCCUCGCUCUGCGAGGAGCAAUUCGAGACCUUCCUCGCGGACUACAACAUCUGCGUUGAGCCCGACGCGGACGGCAUGACCUGUGCCGGGGACAUGGGCGGACCGCUCAUCUGCAAGGGGGCGCUCUUCGGACUCAUCUCCGGACACCUCGGCUGCUCCGGCGGCAGGGCCAUGCAGUUCCUGAGCUUCCUGUACUACCAGGACUGGAUUAAAGAGACGAUCAUGUCGCUCUCCGGCUGUGAACACCGAGUAACCCUGGGCAGGACCUGGCUUCUCUCUCCCUUUCUAGUUGGUCUCGUAAAUUUGUAAAAAUAAUCAGGAUCUUACAAAAGGUUACAGGAUUACGGAAAGCUUAUACGUUUUACAGUCUCGCGUAAAUUUACCAAAAGGCAGUUCGGAAUUGUUACUCUGUAAAGGAGUUUUCUACUAAUAUUACUGAAUACAAACCUUUUCGUUUGUAUAGCCUUUUCUGUACCGUAUUCCUAGUAUCAAAUAAAGCGACGAUAGAUAGUAAA